AUGAGUCCAGACGUGCGAUUUCUGAAAAGGAAUAGUCUAUCCAAUAUGAUGAGACUUGGAAAACGCGCCGACGCCCUGAAAGAACAAGAGCCAUGCGUGGACUGCAGCCUUGGCAAUCUGAUGCGACUUGGACGACGAUGA
Molecule: messenger RNA, 141 nt
Organism: Haemonchus placei
Lineage: Eukaryota; Metazoa; Nematoda; Chromadorea; Rhabditida; Trichostrongylidae
Source: the annotation of a GenBank genome assembly